AUGGAUGAACAAGCAUGUCCAAGGUGUAAGACAACAAAAUAUAGGAAUCCUUCCUUAAAACUUAUGGUUAAUGUUUGCGGCCAUACACUUUGCGAGAGUUGCGUAGAUUUAUUAUUUUUAAAAGGUUCUGGAUCUUGCCCUGAGUGCCGAAUACCUUUAAGAAGAAAUAAUUUUCGUGUACAACUUUUUGAUGAUCCAACAAUUGAGAAAGAUAUAAAUAUCCGAAAACGUAUCCUUCGAGAUUAUAAUAAAAAAGAAGAAGAUUUCAAUUCCUUAGAAGAAUACAAUAAUUAUUUGGAAGAAAUUGAAGAAAUUAUUUAUAAUUUAUGUAACGAUAUCGAUAUUGUUAAUACAAAUAAACGUAUUGAACAGUAUAAAAAAGAAAAUCGUGAAGUAAUUUUGAGAAACAAAUCCAAAUUAUCAAAAACAGAAUAUGAAUUAGAAGAAUUAUUAGACAUAGAAAAACAAGUAGAAGAAAGUAGACGUCAAGAAUUAAAAGAAAUUGAAGUGGAAUUAAAAAAGAAAAAACAGAGAGAAAAAGAAGCAUUAAUUGAUGAAUUAAUGUUUAGUUAUGAAGAUGCUUCAAAAAUAAUAAAUAAUUUUGCAGAGCAAGCUGAAAAAAUACGUGAAGAAGAAAAGAAGGUACCAGAAGUAAAAAAACCCACACAAUUUUCCACUGGAAUUCAAUUUACUAGGACAGAUGGACAGGGAUUUUUAUCUGUUCCAAAAGAAGAAGAAGGUCUAAUAUAUGUUUAUAAACCAUUGAAAUUUGAUAAUUAUGGACCAACACCACCUGCUCAAUCUGAAAUCGAAAGGAAUGGAUUCAUUAAACAUAUUAGAGCUGAGACACCAGUAGAAAGAGCUGGUGGCUAUAAAUCAAUAAUUUCAUGUCAACGUGUAUUACAAGAAGCUAUGCAAGGAUUAUUUUUUGGAAGUUAAUAGUUAAAUGUUUUUUUUAUAUUUUCCGUUUUGAUCAUAAUUUUUUUUUUAACUUAAUUGCGAUUCAUAUUGAUGUUUUUUAGUUGAAUUAGAAAUAGAUGGAUUUUUUUGUUUGCUGCUUAUUUUGUGUUUUUAAUAAUGAAUCAAAAUUAGUGACAAUAUACCUACCUAUAGUAAGAUAACUUCCAUCUGUUAGAACAUCGUGUAAAUGGAAUAGAUCCUGUAUUUUUGCCUGUAAAUUUCUUUUUAUAAAUAAUGUUAACAUACAGAAAUUUUGAACGAAAUAAACACCAAAAUUUUUUUUUAGUAUAACUUUUUUUUUUAUUUUAAUUUUACAAAUUUUUCAGUUGGGGGAAUAAUAAUUUUCAAUUAAUAUGUAUUAUAAAUGUUUUCAUUUUUUUUAUUUAAUUUUUGUUAUGACUUACAAAAAAUUGUUUUAAGAUUUUCCCUAUACAUAUUGUAUAUAAUAUAGUAUUUCAAACGUUCACAUACAAAAUUUAUCAAUUACACAAAAAUAAAACUUAAUUUCAUUGUUUCUUUUCUUAAAUUUUUUCUUUUCAUUGCACUUGAAUAAUUUUUAUUUAAAUAUUUAUCAAAUGCUCUUAUAUAAGUUAUAAAUUCAUAAUAGGGUAUAAAUAUUUAAUAUAAUAUUGUUUAAUUUGAUUAUUUUCAAUUUAUUAUUACAAUUUUAAAUGACAAAGAUAAAAUAGAUUAAAAAGAAAAGAAAUUGAGCCAAAAAAACAAAGUUUUGCUUUAUAGUAAUAAUGUUAUUAAGUUUUUUUUCUUUUUUGCAUUUUUAUUUUUAAAAAUUUAAAAAGUUUAGCACCUUUAAGUCAUGUGGGAUAUAAAACCUUAGUUUUCUUUUUUUUUUUGCAUUUUUUUUAGAAUUAAAAUUUAGUUUUUUAAAUUUCAAAAAAUUUUCAUUAUUAUAAUAAUUUUAAGCUGCCUUAAAAUAUUCAAAUAUAUGUAUAAGCGCUAUUAUAGGAUAUUGUCCUGCAACAAAAUACAAUAUUGUAAAUGUAACAUUUUUAAAUAUUAAAAUGGGUAAAAAUCAUAAUUUUAUAUUUAAUUUAUUUUGAAUUCCAUAAAAAAUUAAUAUUAUAUGCAACUAUUUAAAUUGUAUUAAAAUUGUGUUAUUAAAUUAUAUAAGGAUGUUUUUUUUUUAUUUUUUUAUCGCAAGGUAUUUAAAGCAAAAAGAUAAAAUUAACAUAAAAAUUUCCUUACAAAUUUUUUUAUAUUUUGCAAUUAGAAUUUAAAUAUAAUUAAUUAAAUAUUUAAUAUUGUGGAAAAUAUAUUAUAAUCUUAAAAUAUAUUUAAUAUUAAAUUUUUUAUUUAUUUUGUUUUCAAUUUGUGAUUACGCCUAAUCAAUUCAUAUGUGCUUCAAAAAAAGUAAGUUUUGAUAUCACCUAUAUUCUCUUAGAUGGACCACUUGAAAUGAUGGAAUAUUAUUCAAAUUAAUUUUGUAAUUUACAGAAUAAAAUCAAUUUCAAUAUUUGAAAUUUCAUAGUGAAGACCUUGAUAACUUUGUAUGAUAAUCCAUCAAUUCAAGUAGUGCAUCUAAGAGCAUAGAAGUGGAUAAAAUAUCCAGUUCCCGCACAAUAUAAAUUGAUUUAUUCAUAAUUAACCAAAUUUUCAAUCAAUUGGUGUUUUAUUUUUUUUUGUGUGUUUUUUUUUUUCAACUGUAAGUCAUAAACAAAUUUCAAUCAUAAUAUACAUAAAUUUUAAAUAGAUAUAUAUAUAUAUAUAUAUAUAUGUAUUUUUGUUGAUAUUUUCAAAGAAUUAAAUUCUUUUUAUUAAUUUACUUCAUUUAUAUUUUAAUUUAUUACAUAAUUUGUGUGUGUAUUAUUAUUUAUAAUUAUUUUUUUUUUUGCUUUCUAUUAUGAGUUUUUAAAUAAUUUUUUUUUUCUGUUUUUUAAUCAAAUACAAUAAAUAAAUAAUAAAAAUAGAAUCUCUAUAUAGGGUUUUUUAUUUAUUUUAAGCUAUUCAUUU
This is a messenger RNA of Condylostylus longicornis, 2928 nucleotides long. RefSeq names its product CDK-activating kinase assembly factor MAT1 (gene Mat1). Gene Ontology annotation, biological process: positive regulation of cyclin-dependent protein serine/threonine kinase activity; nucleotide-excision repair; regulation of transcription by RNA polymerase II. Gene Ontology annotation, molecular function: cyclin-dependent protein serine/threonine kinase activator activity. NCBI's taxonomy places the organism in Eukaryota, Metazoa, Arthropoda, Insecta, Diptera, Dolichopodidae. The transcript has 2 exons. Gene Ontology annotation, cellular component: transcription factor TFIIH holo complex. Bases 1 to 939 code for a protein of 312 amino acids. The record is from RefSeq and is a predicted model, not a curated record.